CCCAUCCCUUUGCUGGCGCUGCAAAGAUGGCCGAGUUGGACAUCGGUCAGCAUUGCCAGGUGGAGCACUGCCGGCAGCGAGGUGACUCGGAGUCCCCGUUCCCUGGUCGCGAUAGAUCCAGGGUCUGCUUUGGCGCCACGGAUGGUGGCGGCGGAUUUCCUUCCAUUUUUAUGUGAUGGUUGUUCAGGAAUAUUUUGCCUUGAACACAGAAGCAGAGAGUCACAUGGUUGUCCAGAGGUAAUAAUCAAUGAGAGAUUGAAGACUGAUAAACCUAAAUCUUACCCAUGCUCAUUCAAGAACUGUGUUGAAAAAGAACUUGUGGCAGUUAUAUGUCCUUACUGUGAGAAGAACUUUUGCCUAAGACAUCGCCAUCAGUCAGAUCAUGAGUGUGAAAAACUGGAAAUUCAAAAGCCCCGAAUGGCUAACACUCAGAAACUUGUAAAAGACAUUAUUGAUUCCAAGAAAGGAGAGACAGCAAAUAAACGACGGAAAGGUGCCAAAAAUAGCGAAACAGCUGCAAAGGUUGCAUUGAUGAAGUUAAAGAUGCAUGCUGAUGGGGACAAGUCAUUGCCACAGACAGAAAGAAUUUACUUUCAGGUGUUCUUGCCUAAGGGGAGCAAAGAAAAAAGCAAACCCAUGUUCUUUUGCCACAGAUGGAGCAUUGGAAAGGUCAUAGACUUUGCAGCUUCUCUAGCCAGUCUUAAAAAUGACAAUAACAAAUUAACAGCUAAGAAAUUAAGGCUAUGUCACAUUACUUCAGGAGAAGCCUUACCCUUGGAUCAAACUUUGGAAACCUGGAUUUCUAAAGAGGAUUACCCUUUAUAUAAUGGUGGAAAUAUUAUUUUGGAAUAUCUUAGUGAUGAAGAACAGUCUUUAAAGAAUGUUGAUUCAUAUUUGGAAUAGUCACUCAAGAAUUCAAACUAGAAAUCACACAGAAAUUUUUUAUGUACUUGGUUAUGUCAAUUUAUUUUACUAUAGAUGUUUUUUUAAUUUUUAAAAGUUGCUUUUUAAUGUAUUUUCAUUUUUUCAUAAUUUAUAUUGUCUACUAAAUUUGGGUUUUUAUGUUUUAAAGUUUAUGUGCUAAAACUCAAUUGUUAGCAAUUUUUUAAAAUUAGAUUUUAUUAGUUGAUACUGUAGAAAUAUCAGCAAAGGUAUGUUUCCCAUUUGGUUAAUGUCACUUGUUGAUUGUGCACUGCUCCAUCUCAUUUUCACUCCAGUAUCCAAGCUGAAGGAACAACCCGCUUUUGGGGGACUUUGCCUUUCUUAUGGCAGAAGAAGGAGAUGGUAGAUAUUUGGUCAGCUCUUAAAAGAUACCUAUGUCGCUUUGGCUUUAAACAAAUCGCAUGUAAAGCCUACUAUUAUGGAACCAGAAAGUACAGCUUUACUUUCUGCCUACAUGAUGUACACAUUGAUGUGUACAUAAAUUAUGUAGAUUUAGAGAUCACCUCAUUUAGUCUUCUAAAUUUUUGAAUGAGGAAUCUCAGGCCUAAGAAGAGAAACUUAUUGCCUUGGUUAUCAUCUACCUGCAUUGGGGUGUUUCUGAUAAAGAACCUCCUCCAGUAGGAUUCAUCUUUAUUGUUUGUAUGAAAUGUACUACAAAUGAGAGGGAUGAUGGGAUAGCCCAGCCUUAUUACAGUCUUUGUAUAUGUAUCAAAGCAAAACAUCUGCUAACAAAUACUACAUUUUACCAACAAACUGAAUUCAAUGUUUUUGAUGUUUUCUAUUAUGCUUAACAAAGUACUACUUUGCAGAAGGAAUACAAAUUAUUUCUAUAUGUUCUUUGUUUUCUAUGCUAAUCAUGGACAUGUACAGUGGAUUUAAGUUUAAAGGAAUAAACUCUGUUCAUUUGGUCUA
Molecule: messenger RNA, 1854 nt
Organism: Sciurus carolinensis (gray squirrel)
Lineage: Eukaryota; Metazoa; Chordata; Mammalia; Rodentia; Sciuridae
Gene: Zfand1
Product: zinc finger AN1-type containing 1
Exons: 8
Coding region: 142-903 (253 amino acids)
Biological process (GO): cytoplasmic stress granule disassembly
Cellular component (GO): cytoplasmic stress granule; cytoplasm
Molecular function (GO): zinc ion binding
Source: RefSeq, a predicted model, not a curated record